Carcharodon carcharias (great white shark) is the source of this 2568-nucleotide messenger RNA. It is a transcript of the gene vps25, whose product is annotated as vacuolar protein sorting 25 homolog. Gene Ontology annotation, cellular component: ESCRT II complex. The record is from RefSeq and is a predicted model, not a curated record. The coding region runs from base 73 to 597 and encodes 174 amino acids. NCBI's taxonomy places the organism in Eukaryota, Metazoa, Chordata, Chondrichthyes, Lamniformes, Lamnidae. Gene Ontology annotation, molecular function: protein homodimerization activity; structural molecule activity. Gene Ontology annotation, biological process: protein transport to vacuole involved in ubiquitin-dependent protein catabolic process via the multivesicular body sorting pathway. The transcript is spliced from 6 exons.
CACUUUGAGGUGGUGCGUUGAUGUAGGAGGGAAGCUGCAAGGAAGCAGGACCUUCCUGUCCCGGCCUUCGCCAUGAGCUUUGAGUGGCCCUGGCAGUAUAACUUCCCUCCUUUCUACACACUGCAGCCAAAUGCUAACACCCAGCAUAAGCAACUGGCAGCAUGGUGCUCACUGGUGCUCUCCUACCUGCGUUAUCACAAGCUCUAUACUAUUGAUGUAUUGGAAGCCCAAGAAAGCCCUCUCUUCCACAAUAAGAAGAUCCAGCGCAAGUUUCCCAUAGAAGCUAUCCAAGUUGUAUUAGAAGAACUCCGGAAGAAAGGAAACUUAGAGUGGAUUGAUAAAAAUAAAACUCGCUGUCUGAUAAUGUGGAGGAGACCAGAAGAGUGGGGGAAACUUGUGUAUCAGUGGGUUUCAAAGAAUGCCAUGACAAACUCUGUUUUUACAUUUUAUGAACUCUCCAAUGGAGAUGACACUGAGGGUGAAGAGUUCCAUGGUUUGGAGGAAUGGCUUCUGCUACGGGCACUACAGUCUUUGCAAUCUGAGCGAAAGGCAGAGAUCUUCACCCUUAGUGACAGCAAAGGCGUCAAGUUCUUCUGAUGACAUCCUUGUUCAUCUGAGCAGCUGCUGGAGACGUACACGUUGUGUAUGGAAUGAAGAUUUUACAGUUAAUGGCAAUGAAGACUAGCCCUCAAGGAAGAGUGUAUUGGAUUACAGAUCUCCAGAUACGAGACAACACAGUUGUCAUGACAUUGACUUGUUUGUUAUGCACGGUCUGGCUGCUUGCAAUUGCAAUCUCCUUUUCAUUCUUCAUCUAAAUAAUCUUAAAACUAUUAUAGUUCCAUGUACUGAGUGGAAAAUGCAGCAUUACUGAUUGCACUGUACUGAUCCCUGUGUGUGCCAACAGAGAAAAACAUUCAAAAGCAGAAUACUUCCACAUAGGCGACCAGUACAGGUACAGCCUUAAAGGUUUACAUGAGGGAGUUCAAGAUGUUGCAAACUCACAAUAAUAAUUUUCCCCAGUUGCAAUUAUGCCAGGUCACAAAUAAAGUUAAAUUAAUUAAAAUGAUUUGCAAAAGGGGCCCUCCACCCCCCUUAGCGUAACUUCAAGAAGCCUGUCAACCUGAUCUUGCUCGGGGACAGUGACAGUGAUUAGUUUGUCGACUACUCAUUCCUUAUGAGUAUUCUUCAAUCUGUAUAUCUUUUCUAUUUAAGCAGUCUGUUUAUUUUCUAUAGGUAUCUUAUAAAGCAUUAGGUAGCAGGGAAUCCUCUGCUGAUACUGAGAUUUAUGUAUGCUUGCAUUGCUUUGAAAAGUUGCAGGUUUUUAUUGGUGUAUAACACUUGUAAUUAGCCAGUAUAAAAGAUAAAAAUAAUGAAUGCAAAAUGCAACAUUGCUGGCAAUGGAACACAGACCUCAUGAAAGUGCUAAGCAUUCAUAAUGACCAUACAUUGCAAAUUUGAUUGUGCUGGGUGGUUGCAGCCUAGGAUAAUACCUGGGGUGGAAGAAAUGGAUCCAGUCCCUACUCAAAUUACACAGAGCUAGAAUUUUCCAUGGUUGAUGGAUUACAUCAAGCACCACAACAGAAUAAUAUAUAACUAUCAACCUUAGAAUUAUUUUUGUCUUUCCAAGAUUUCUCCUUUUUGGUGUUCAAUGAUUUAACCUCUAUUGCAUCCCACCUCCACAUCCCCAAAAAAUAACUGUUUGCAGUACUGAGAUUUUGGUUUGAUUGUUAUAUUUUGCAAUUUAAAUCAACGUGACGUGAAAAUAUUAAUAUUUGACAGGAACUUUCUAAUUAUCUCAAUUAUUUGCUCUAGAGAUGGGAUUACAGUAGUGGGAUUUUAUGCUGUGAAUUCUUGUCCUCUCCAGACACUUGAACUCAUAAUCUGAUACUUCAGUGCAGUGCUGAGGGACAGCUACACUGACCUUUUGGUUGCAAUGUUAAACCAAGGCCCAGUCUACUUUCUCAGGUGGAUGUAACUGAUCCCUAUUCCAAGAAGAGCAGCUGGUGUCCUGACCAAUAUUUAUGACUCAACCUAAGAGACAUAAAAAAAAAAAUCUGGGUAAUUUAUCUCAUUGCUGUUUGUGGGAGCUUUCUGUGUGCAAAUUGGCAGCCAUGUUUCCUACAUUACCACAAUACUUCAAAAGGCUGUCAAACGCUUUGAGAUGUCCUGAGGUCAUGAAAGGCGCAAUGUAAUUACAUGUCUUUAUUUUCUUUUAUCAAAGGGCUAGCUUUAUAUACAUGUAACAGGUUUAAAGUGAGGGAACCACUCCAAUCGGUUGUGAUCAGCUUUUAAUUGGAACCUGUGCAAAUUGGUCCACGUAGUCACUUAUGUCCCUUUAUUGUUGACAUGUUUUGACGGUAACUCAAAUAUAGGUGCUGAUUGAUGAAAUGUGAUUGGUCAACAAGAUUUUUUAAGUAGUUUCUUUAAGAAAUCAAUUUAAAUUCUGCAGUUUAUGACCAAUUGUACAGAAUGGUAGCUGAUUCGCACAGUACUUCUAUACUUCAAACUUUGCUUCUUGUUAAAGUCAGUUCUGAGGUAAUUAAAAAUAAAUUUAAAAGUUCUCUCAAA